CCUCCUCCUCCUCCUCCUCCUCCGGCGGCGCCGGCCAUGGAGUACACGCCGCCCCCCAAGCCGCAGCUCUCGUCGCGGGCCAACGCCUUCUCCAUCGCCGCGCUCAUGUCCAGCGGGAGCUCCAAGGACAAGGAGUCCCCCGAGAGCACCAUCAAGCCGCUGGAGCAAUUCGUGGAGAAAUCCUCCUGCGCCCAGCCUUUGACCGACUUGUCCAGCCUGGACCCUCACGGGGAUUUUAGCACGAGCCCUUCGUCCCUGUGCACCGAGCCCCUCAUCCCCACCACCCCCGUCAUCCCCAGCGAGGAGAUGGCCAAAAUCUCCUGCAGCCUGGAGACCAAGGAGCUCUGGGACAAGUUUCACGAGUUGGGCACCGAGAUGAUCAUCACCAAGUCGGGGAGGAGAAUGUUUCCUACGAUCAGGGUUUCCUUUUCAGGAGUGGAUCCUGAAGCCAAGUACAUUGUGUUAAUGGAUAUAGUUCCUGUGGACAAUAAAAGAUACAGAUAUGCCUACCACAGGUCUUCCUGGCUAGUAGCUGGAAAAGCUGACCCUCCACUCCCUGCAAGGUUGUACGUUCACCCUGACUCACCAUUUACAGGAGAGCAAUUGCUAAAGCAGAUGGUGUCGUUUGAAAAAGUGAAGCUUACUAACAACGAGCUGGAUCAGCAUGGCCAUAUCAUUUUAAACUCCAUGCACAAGUACCAGCCAAGGGUCCACAUUAUUAAGAAGAAGGAUCACACGGCAUCUUUGCUAAAUCUGAAAUCUGAAGAGUUCAGGACAUUUAUCUUUCCAGAAACAGUUUUUACAGCUGUUACUGCCUACCAGAAUCAAUUGAUAACCAAGCUGAAAAUUGACAGCAACCCUUUUGCUAAAGGAUUCCGGGACUCUUCCAGACUCACUGAUAUCGAGAGAGAAAGUGUGGAGAGCCUUAUCCAGAAGCAUUCCUAUGCCCGAUCCCCCAUUCGAACCUAUGGAGGAGAAGAUGAUCUAGGAGAUGAGAGUCAAGCAACACAAAGCAGAGGAUCAGCUUUUACAACCUCCGAUAAUCUAUCCCUCAGCUCCUGGGUAUCUUCCUCAACCAGUUUUCCUGGAUUUCAGCAUCCACAGUCUUUGAGUGCCCUGGGUACCAGCACUGCAUCCAUAGCUACACCCAUUCCUCAUCCAAUCCAAGGAUCUCUGCCUCCGUACAGCCGCUUGGGAAUGCCUCUUACACCUUCAGCUAUUGCCAGCUCAAUGCAAGGUAGUGGCCCCACUUUCCCUUCCUUCCACAUGCCUAGGUACCACCAUUAUUUUCAGCAGGGUCCUUAUGCAGCUAUCCAGGGACUGCGUCACUCCUCUGCAGUGAUGACGCCAUUUGUAUGACUGAUGUAAGACAAGAGAAACACGAGAUUUUAAAUGUGCAAGUUUGGUAUGAAAAAUACAAGGGACCUUCCUGAAAGGCCUAUGGCAAGAAAGUGCCAAACUCAGACCAGCUAAUAAAAUGCAUUAUGGAUAUAGAUUCCUCCAUCGAGGGAUCUCAAGAAGAGGGCAUGCAGCGUGGAGCUGCUCACAGAUCUAUGUGUAACACAGCCAAAAUGGAUCCCAGAGUUCCCAGGAUUUUUAAUGGCAAGCAGGUUGUUCCAAAGGUACAUUAUGCCUUGUGGAAAGAGAUUGUGUUUAUGCAGCAGUGUACAAAUUAAUUGUGUAUAGAUCUUUUUUUUCAUGUGCUAAAAGAAUUCUGAAAAAGGCAAUACUCUUACUCAUCUUCAUCUCUUCUUGUGACUAAUGAGCAUCAAUACAGAAAAAUGUGUUGCUGUAGCUUUGAGCAUGUUUUAGGCUGUCUCAGCAUACAUUUGCUGGGAAGGGGACAAGGUGGAGAAGGCCACUGUCCUUUUUAAAAGACUGGCUUAUAUUCACCAAGAGAAGUAUUUCAUAGUUGCUACUGUAAUCCCAAAGAGGAAAUUAUUAACAAGGCUUUCUUUCUUUCUUUGUUUCCUUCACAAAACUCUAUCCGUUCCAAAAAGAACUGUGUACAGGACUGUAGCAGUAAUGAUGUAUUCUGUUCUUCAGUCUAAAAAUAAGUCUGUCCCAUAUCCUAAGAGGAGCAAUUUAACAGUCUGUUAGGUGUGAUGAAGGAAAGUGCUGAUUUUGGAAAAUCUGUUACUUAAACUUAGGAAUCCAGAAGUUACCAAAUCCUUAAAGCUUUUAUUUGCUGCUGCACUUGCCACUGAAGACCUGUGCCCAGCUGCAAAUACCAAGAUAACAGAAUUUCAGGCUAUUAUUUUACUCUGUAGAUAUAAGCAACGGAUUGGUGUAAGAUGAAUGGCACUGGAGUAUCUUCCUACUUCUUCUGAUUCUCUUGGGUUUGGUCACACCUGUUGUUAGACAAGCUGUUUGGCUAGGCAAAUGAGGGUUGUGUUCUCUGCUUCUUCAUGUCCCAGUAGAAUGGUGGGGUUUUCUUGGGAAAAUAUCAGUGCAGAAUUUUGCCUGUAGUUUUUUUAUUCAUAUCUACCUUUUCGUGUCAGUAAUUAAGAAUUCAUUUCAUUCAAAGUACAGUCCAUACUUUCUAGUAUGUUUUGUUUGAAUUGUGCCUACCGUCACCAGAAAAAAUGACCUCUCUGCAGAGAGCUAGCAUGAAUCCUUUGCACUGUUGAAAAGAGUACCAGUGAGAUGCUGGUUUUCUGCAUGGCAGGAGCUGAGAUUUCACUGUAAAUAAGAAGUCAACACAGAGUUGCUGUGUAUAGUUGCAUCCAACUUAUGGAAGAAGCUUAAUGACCUCAAUUCUCACACUCUACUGAUAUUAAAAGAACAAGCAAUACGAUCUCAUGUAAUAAAGAUCUCUGUAGAGAUAGAACACAGAACGGAAAACAGACGACUUUGGCACUAUUCUCCUCUACUUUUUACCAAUGUGUAUGGUAGCAGGGAGAAUGCAAGACACUGAGUCACCUACCUCCCAUCUCAGUAAAGUAAAAGGUGAGCCAUAAGUCUUUUUUUUCAGUCCAUUUCCUUAUCUUACAUGCCUAACCAUACAUAGCUAUGACACCCUCCCAGACUUUUCCCAAUUCCUAUUGUAGGUCAGUACAGGCAUCCAUGGAUAAGGGCCAUCUCUGUAUAUUUCCCAGUAGCUGAAUUUAAAGUCUUGUGAAACUGGCCAUUUUGAGCAUCCCAGUUAUCUGCAAUAUUAGCCUAAUUUCCAUGUACUCACUGUUGGACAAAAAAGUGUCUUAAGGCAGUUUGCAGCUCUUCUGAUCUGUAGGUGAACAAAGACAAGUAAUGAAACCCUUCACAGUUUCUGGAUCCAGAGUUGCUGCAAGGAGUUCCCCAUAAUGAGCCAAAUGAGCUGAUGAGGAGUUCCAUAUAAUGAGCCGGUUCAUAAAAUGAGCCAAGCUCUGCAGUACUUAAAUGGCUUAGAAUUAAACACUGAAUUUGGCUUGAUGUAUCUAAAAGUUAGAUUUUGCUCUAGGCGAUCACAUCAUCUGAAAAGUGCAUGUUGCAAAUGGCACUUCUUGUGCCUACUUAUGACCAGUUUUGGUGUGAAGAACCCUAGUUUUCAGGAAAUCGGAUGAUACUGGCCACACAAGAAAAUAACUCUUCAAAUACCUAGAUGAUUCCACAUAAAGAAGAAUUUCAGGGAUGAUCUGGAAGGAAAUUUUAAUCCCUGUCCUUCAGUUGCUUGACUUCUGUAAGAGAUAUGCGUAGCUGUAUUUGUCUUUCUUAGCUAAGAUCUCAUGAUGACUCUCACUAAAGCCUGUGGGGAAAUUCUAUUUUACAUAUUGUAUCUGUUUCCUUCUGCAGAUCCAUUAAGUUAUCUGGAGUUGCAGGAGGUGCAGUUAGGUUCAAAAUUCAAGCCAGUGGCUUUAAUACUGAUAUUUAUAUCAAAAAAUGGUCAAGUAAGUAGGCAGCUUUCAGACAACUCCAGAAUUGUUUGGAACAGGUACGCUGACUUAGGUAAGCUUUAGAAGUUAUAUAAAACCUGCUCACACAGUGACCUACCCUCCCUUCAUGAAACAUGUCCAAAAAAAUAAAUUAUAAGAUCUCUUUAGCUCUUUCCUGGACCUUGUCCUAUAAAUAUCAGUAUUUGGCACAAAUUCCUCUGAUACUGUUUCAGAGAAAAUUCUCCUGGUUCUUCCUGAAACAAUGAAACUGGAAUUUGACAUUAUCAUUUACAAAGAUAUUAAAUGAAAGACAAGUGCUUUUCACUAGGGAUGAAAUAUGAUGCAUAUCUGGAAAAGAUGGCUAUAGACUCUCCCUAUAUAAAAAUAUGAGAGGGCCAACUUCUCAUCCAAAUUCUCGGUGAUGAGAUUCAUAUUAUAGCCCACCAAGGACAGAGUUCUGCAAAGCCAUCUGUCAAGACUUUUAAACUCAAGAAAAUGGAAAUCCACAGUCUCUGUUGGGGUGCUUAUUCCUGCCCAUGCUGUUCCAUGACCUAUGCUGCUCCUCCAUGGUGUCCCUUGCAUCAGAAACCCACUGGGUUCCCCACUACUGCAUAAUCACAGGCAGGUCCUAAGUAGAACCAUCAUCACGGGAAAGAGGACAGCUUCUGAGAACCUUCCUCAGGAAUAAGGUUAAUAGGUGCGUCCAGUUCACCACUCCUCUUCUUUGUCCUCACAAUCCAGUCUCCAAAACCAGUUAUAUAGAGUUUAGCUGGAAGGAAUUAAAUGCACAGAUACCACAGAGCACAUGCCAGAAAAGCUGUGCUGCCUUGGGGAAUUUCUGCUCCCUGUCCCUCUCAGCUUCCUGUGGGCAGUGGGCAGCAUGUGAGUGAUUCCAGGGAUAAAAUUCCUGCCCUGCUGAAGUCAGUGGUAAAUUUCUUAUCUGUAAGGGGGACAGGAUUUCAUCCAACGUUUUUAUCUAAAAAUGAAGUCCACCUGUAUGGAUGAUGACUGUAGAGAUACCAGCAAUGCUCUACAGGAAAGACUGCAAACCAGUGCUACACCUUUAGCAUUUAUUUCACAACUGGAAGAAAAGGAAUGUAAAUUUGUUAUUAAUCACUUAAAGGGUGAAAUCACUUUGCCUAGAACAAUCUGUACUAUUUUGACAAUAACUCAGUAAUUUAUUUAAGGAGUUGCUGUACUGCUGUCAUAAUUAUAUCACUUUCAGUACAGAACAUCUGUUGCUGGUGGAUGGUCUAGAAAUGCCAAAUAUAAUCUAGAGUUUAUUUUCCAAUAAAAUUCACAUUUUAUAUCCCAUGUGAAGUGCUCUUCACCUUUAUGAGCUUUCUUGGCUCAGCAAACUGGUGCUGUUUUGUGUUGUUUUUUUAAGAAGGGUGGGGAGAACAUGCCUGAAUAUGCUUUUCGAAGAGAAUGAUAAGAUUAUCCUCCAAAGUAUUAUGAGUGCAUUUGGGUGUUUUCUGGAUUACUCUUUUAUCCAUAGAUAGUCAACAGCCUCAGGUCUUUUAUCCAACAAAAGCAUCCCAAAGACUAACAGAACUGACUUAGAUGCAUUUGUCUGAUUUUUUUUUCUAUUUUUGGAGCCCUGAGAGAAGCUAGACAUCUAAAACAUUUUAAAUUUGGCUGUUUGAUUUGCAGUAUUACUUUAUAUGGCUUGAGGGUCUGUCAAAGAUACAAAUUCAGUUCCA
Dromaius novaehollandiae (emu) is the source of this 5554-nucleotide messenger RNA. RefSeq names its product T-box transcription factor 20 (gene TBX20). The record is from RefSeq and is a predicted model, not a curated record. Gene Ontology annotation, cellular component: nucleus. Gene Ontology annotation, molecular function: DNA-binding transcription factor activity, RNA polymerase II-specific; RNA polymerase II cis-regulatory region sequence-specific DNA binding. The transcript has 8 exons. NCBI's taxonomy places the organism in Eukaryota, Metazoa, Chordata, Aves, Casuariiformes, Dromaiidae. Gene Ontology annotation, biological process: regulation of transcription by RNA polymerase II; positive regulation of DNA-templated transcription; vasculogenesis. The coding region runs from base 37 to 1359 and encodes 440 amino acids.